Vombatus ursinus (common wombat) is the source of this 2224-nucleotide messenger RNA. It is a transcript of the gene OGN, whose product is annotated as osteoglycin. Bases 235 to 1092 code for a protein of 285 amino acids. Gene Ontology annotation, molecular function: protein binding. The transcript has 7 exons. NCBI's taxonomy places the organism in Eukaryota, Metazoa, Chordata, Mammalia, Diprotodontia, Vombatidae. The record is from RefSeq and is a predicted model, not a curated record.
CACUCUGCAGCCUCCCCCGCUGCCUGCGCCCUCCCACUGUGGGCUCAGGCGCGCGCAAGCACACACACACACACACACACACACACACACACACACACACACACACACGAGUGUCUGCCGAAGAAAACCACAAACACUUGAGGACCACGGACACGGGACAACGAGAGGGAACAGGAACCCACCGUCCUCGUCCUCCUCAGUGACUCCCACUUGAGCACCGUGGUCUGGGCUGCCAUGAAGACCCUGCAGGCCGCAUUGCUCUGGGUUCUCUUGGUGCCGUGGGUAAAGCCGGCCCCACCCACUCCACAGAGCUCCAGGACAGAGACUUUGGAAGAAAUAUGGGAUUAUGAGGAGCCCCCACAGGACGAGAAAACUACGAAGAAAAAAGAUACUAUGGCAAUUCUACAUGCCUUACAAAAAGAUGAAAGUGCAACGGUACCACCAGCAAAAAACGAAGAUGGCGAAAUGCCGACCUGCCUCUUGUGCGUCUGUCUCAGCGGCUCGGUGUACUGCGAGGAGACCGACAUCGACGCCGUGCCCCCCUUGCCCAAGGAGACGUCCUACCUUUAUGCCCGAUUCAACAAGAUCAAGAAGAUUAUGGCCAAAGACGUUGCAGAUAUUCCUAACUUACGAAGACUCGAUUUCACCGGAAACCUGAUAGAGGACAUAGAGGACGGGGCCUUCUCCAGGCUCUCCCUGCUGGAGGAGCUCACGUUGGCAGAGAACCGGCUGCUCAAGCUCCCAGCCCUGCCGUCUAAGCUGACUUUGUUUAAUGCCAGACACAACAAGCUCAAAAGUAAAGGCAUCAAAGCAAACACAUUCAAGAAGCUGAAUAACCUCUCCUUCCUCUACCUGGACCACAACGAGCUGGAGUCUGUGCCACCACAUUUGCCAGAGAGCCUGAGAAUCCUUCACCUUCAGUUUAACAACAUAGCUGACAUCACAGACGACACAUUCUGCAAAUCCAAUGACACACGUUACAUUCGGAGCCAUGUUGACGAGAUAAGGAUGGAAGGCAACCCGAUACUCCUGGGAAAGCAUCCUAACAGCUUUAUCUGCUUAAAAAGACUGCCCACUGGAACAUACUAUUAACCAAGGCUCAUCUAGCUAAAUAUACACCCAAAGGGGAAAGAGAGCCACUGUCCUCCCCCUCAUUUAAAGGAUCCUAUAGGCUAGUUUAAUUAUAUUUUUGUAUACCCCUUGGCAGCUUUCAGGCACUUAAACUUUUUUUUGGUGUUGUUUUAAACUACAAUAUUUAGAAAACUUUACAUCUACAUUUUGAGUUCAAAAUGUAACAUAAUGUGAAUAACUGAGACUAGUCAAUAUAAAUAUCACCACAUAACCCACUUGGUUCAUGGCAAGAUGUCGGGCACGCUGUAAUGGUGUCUUUGUAUCCAUGUCUAAACUUGGGGCACCUUCUUCUUCUCAUCACUAUGAAUAUGUAAGUGUGCAUGCACACCCAGGACUGUCUCUCUGAUGCCCUUCUUUCUUGCUCUUGCCUGAGGCCAUAAAGCAUCAAUGCUAAAGUGAUGCCUCCUUGCCCUUACCCCGGCUCAAAGUGAAAUACUUUCAGGCACUCACAGUUUCUGCAAGCUGGACUGACAUCAAGGAGGCAGAAUUUAUUACUGUUUUAUGCCAUGAAAUGCAUUAGAGUCUGCUAUGAGACACGUGUUUAUAACAAACUUUUCAACUGGAGUCGACUUCUCCACUCCUUUGGUCAAGCCCCAAUCAAAUGUACAUUCAUAGUAAUUUGCUCUAGUUUGGGGAGGUGCAGUUGAGAGGAUUUCUUUGGCAGCGUUCAAAGAAGGCAUCUCCAUCCUCGGAGGCCUGCUCCCUCCAGUGCUGAGGUAGUUAACAUGAUCAUUAUCAUCACCUCCAUUUUACAGGUGGGGCCACCAAGGUUUUCACGAGGGUGAGAUGACUUAGGCCAAGUUAGAUCUGGGAAACAAGCUCUGCUCCUGGUCCAGGCCUCCUUCUACGGCCCCAGAGGAUGUAGCAUGCUUCCUACUGAGGGGAACACACACAUGAGCUAGCUGAGCCCAGGUUUCACACGUAGGUCCAAGGAAUGGGUCAGCCCCCACAUGCUAAAGCAUGCGGGACUCUGGCAGAUCCAGGACAUGCCUUCCACAGACAGAAAUGACAACUCCUCCCCUUCCUUCCUGUCUUCACACCCUGUAAGAUUCUUUUUCGUGUCCUUAAAUAAAGCCUCCAUCAAUGGCCCACA